This is a messenger RNA of Xenopus laevis (African clawed frog), 2261 nucleotides long. RefSeq names its product ARP5 actin related protein 5 homolog S homeolog (gene actr5.S). The transcript is spliced from 9 exons. Gene Ontology annotation, biological process: regulation of chromosome organization; DNA metabolic process; regulation of DNA metabolic process. Gene Ontology annotation, cellular component: nucleus. Bases 39 to 1811 code for a protein of 590 amino acids. NCBI's taxonomy places the organism in Eukaryota, Metazoa, Chordata, Amphibia, Anura, Pipidae. The record is from RefSeq and is a predicted model, not a curated record.
AUUAAGGCGGAGCUUGUCCCACCUGACUACGUCUCAAUAUGGCGGCGCCCAUUCCAGUCAGCAAUGUUUAUACCUUUCGGGAUGUUCGGGCGGUUCCGGACCCGGUUCACAGCCCCGUCUCAGAAGGACCGGCUGUAUUGGUUUUGGAUAAUGGUUCCUUCCAGCUGCGAGCGGGUUGGGCCGGGGUCGGGCCGGCGUUACAGCUCCGCUCGGUGGUGACUCGGAGCCGUGGAGGUCCCCGCAGCUUAAGUCGGGUGGGAAAUGAUAUUCCUAGCCUAGAGCCGCUCCGCUGGCUUUUACGGACUCCUUUCGACCGUAACGUGCCGGUGAAUUUGGAGCUGCAGGAGCUGCUGUGUGAUCACGUGUUCCAGAAGUUAGGCGUCACGACUGAGGGUUGUGUGGAUUAUCCUAUUGUAUUCACAGAGGCACCAUGCACUCCUCUUCACGUGAGGCAGAUGGUGUCCGAACUCCUCUUUGAGUGUUACAGGGUGCCCAAAGUGUCUUUUGGAAUCGAUGGCUUGUACAGUUUCUAUGACAACAACAAGGACCUGUCACCAGCCAGUGGGCUUGUAGUGUCCUCAGGCUAUCAUUGCACUCACAUACUGCCUGUACUGAGAGGGAGGUUGGAUGCCAAGAAUUGUAAAAGGAUUAAUAUUGGAGGAUAUCAUUCGGUUACCUACCUCCAGCGCCUGCUUCAGUUAAAGUACCCAGGACAUCUGUCUGCCAUCACUCUGAGCCGCAUGGAAGAGAUCCUGCACGAUCACUGCUAUGUGCCAGAGGAUUACAUGGAUGAGCUCAGGAAGUGGCGAUGCCCUAAUUACUAUGAAGAAAACGUGCAUAAAAUGCAGCUGCCGUUUUCCGCCAAGCUGCUCACUAAUGUCAUUCCCUCCGAGGAGAAGCAGGAACGCAGGCAGCAGCAACUGAAGCGCCUGCAAGAGUUGAACACACGCCGCCGGGAAGAAAAGCUACAGCAAGACCAGGAACGGCUAGAGAGGCUACUGUAUGUGCAGGAGCUUCUGGAAGACGGGCAGGUGGAGCAGUUCCAUAAGGCUCUGGUGGAGCUGAACAUGGACUCCGCAGAGGAGCUCCAGUCUUACAUACACAAGCUAGGCAUUGCCAUUGAACAGGGAAGGCAGCGAGUACUGGGGGAUGCAUUGGACAGUAAACCACAGACACCAGAACCACCAGGAGGGGAACAGGACGAGAUGGAGGGGAUCUCUGAGUUGGAACCUGCCUAUAAUGAGGACCAGAUGGAGACCGAGAAAGCAGCCCCUGCUGUUCAGAAUAUGUUUAAUAUGGCAGAGUACCACCAGAUGUAUUUGGGCACAGAGAGAAUCCGCGUCCCAGAAAUUUUGUUCCAGCCAUCAUUGAUGGGAGAAGACCAGGCCGGCCUGGCUGAAACGAUGCAGUAUAUAUUGGAUAGGUAUCCCCACGAAGUGCAGCAAGAGCUGGUGCAAAAUGUGUUCCUGACAGGGGGCAAUGUUAUGUAUCCUGGGAUAAAGGGCAGGAUGGAGAAAGAGCUGCUGCAGAUGAGACCAUUUGGCUCCAGUUUUCAGGUUUCCUUGGCUUCUCGUCCUGUUCUGGGCGCCUGGCAUGGUGCAUCAGGUUGGGCCCUGCAGAAUGUAGACUGUGAAGAGGGAUGGGUCAGCCGCAAGGAAUAUGAGGAGAUGGGGGGAGAGUACUUGAAGGAACACAAGGCUUCCAAUUGUUCCACUGCAAUUCAGCUGCCCAAGCCUGCUUCCAGGAGCGCACCACCCCUCAACCAAGAGACCGAGAGCAAUGCACUUGCCACUGGUCCUGUACAACCCUGAAAUUGUGUACUAUAUCAUAUACAGGUUCACUGCUAGCACUGGAGAGGGCAGCCGAUAGGAUGGGGUUGGCCCAUAAACUGCUGAGGGUCAUGUGUUUUGUAAAAUCAGGCACUAUAUCUGGAGAGUGACCGCAAAGAGGCUAGUGGUAAAUAUUCAGAUAGGUCUACUUGGCCUUGUGAUUAGGUCACUUCCUGAAUCUGCCGAGGUUCUCAACAUGACUUUGCAUGUGGUGGCUAGAACAGAGUGAAGUAGCCAACAAGCUGUCCCAAACUAGCCACCUCUGCUAAAGGGGCCUGUGUAGUGUAUCCUGACAUCUAUUGAUGUUUCAUAGUCCACAGUAACAGAAAUGAUCCCCAAGUUGUACUGCCGGUCACACGUCUAAAUUAAGAUCUAUUUUCCUUUGUAUAUUUUGUAUUUUUGUUAAUAAAACAAAAGAAAGACCAAAUGUAA